Molecule: messenger RNA, 1333 nt
Organism: Neoarius graeffei (lesser salmon catfish)
Lineage: Eukaryota; Metazoa; Chordata; Actinopteri; Siluriformes; Ariidae
Gene: tslig1
Product: zinc finger and BTB domain containing 8 opposite strand
Exons: 7
Coding region: 75-563 (162 amino acids)
Biological process (GO): tRNA splicing, via endonucleolytic cleavage and ligation
Cellular component (GO): tRNA-splicing ligase complex
Source: RefSeq, a predicted model, not a curated record
UUCCGGAAGCUUCAUUUAGGAAGUAUAGUACACCUUCACGACUGCUUGCCUUAGUUGUAUUUUAUUUUUGGAGAAUGAAUGAUCGAGAGCUUGACCUUACUGAGACCCAAAAGGCCAUAAAGGCCAAAUAUCCAGCUAUCAACAAGAAAUAUGAAUAUCUGGACCACACUGCAGAUGUCCAGCUGCAUUCUUGGGGGGACUCAUUGGAGGAGGCGUUUGAGCAGUGUGCCAUGGCCAUGUUUGGCUAUAUGACCGAUACGGAGACGGUAGAACCCAUCGAUACUAUAGAAGUUGAAUCAGAAGGUCAAGAUCUGGAAUCUCUUCUUUUUCAUUUCCUGGAUGACUGGCUUUUCAAGUUCAGUGCUGAUGUGUUUUUCAUUCCUCGGGAAGUGAAAGUGUUGCACUUAGAUCGGAUGCGCUUCAGAAUUCGCUCAGUAGGUUGGGGGGAGGAGUUCAACCUGGCAAAACAUCCACAAGGCACAGAAGUGAAAGCUAUUACCUACUCGGCUAUGCAGAUAUGGGACAAAGAAAAACCAGAGAUUUUCGUCAUCAUCGACAUCUGAUAAAGAAGCCCUCUCUCUCGUUAGCUUAUGAAACUCACGUUACACAAGCAUUUUAAUAAUUUAAACAUGCUUUAGACUGUAAUUUAUGUUUUGACUGGUGAAGGCACCAAAGCACUGAAGAAAUGCUCUAGUGAUUUUAUUAAAGGCGUAGUUUCCUUACAACUUGUGUUUUGCAGUGUUUACAGCUAUAUAAAAUCAGAAAGAAACAAACCUCACAGUUUAUCCACUUUUUUAAAUCUUCAGAGUAUCCAUUAAAAAAAACACCAACCAACAAGUGAAAAAUGUGUCCUAACUAAUGUUUGCAACAGCUAUCAUUUAUAGUGCCUACUGUAUAAAACAGACUUUUUACUGACUGCUGAAAGUGUACAGCUUUUUUUGUUUUACAAUUUUCCAUCAAUAUCCUGAGAACAGGAGUAUUUUUUGUACUAAACCAUUGGAUUUCUCUUUUUGAUCUUCUUCAUGAUGCCUUCUAUGAAGUAUAUCGUGAUGUCAGGAACAGCAGAAAUGUGUGUUUAAAAAAAAAAAAGUAUCCUCUUGCAACAAAACUUUAAAAACUAGUAAACUGUGCCUGAUGUUUACCAUGGAUUUAUUUUUGUGUCCAUGUUUAUCAGAUUAAAUCAUGAAACGCUAGCCCCAGAAACUAUGGAUUCACAUGAAGAUGCCAACCUGAUAUUGUUGAACAAACAACGCUGUCCACUAUGAAGAACACUAUGACUACAUUGAAUAUUUAUUGUUCAAAGAUGAUUUAAUAAAUGGAUAAGAAAUAUCAA